Messenger RNA from Frankliniella occidentalis (western flower thrips), 1457 nucleotides. RefSeq lists its product as uncharacterized. Bases 1 to 1212 code for a protein of 403 amino acids. The record is from RefSeq and is a predicted model, not a curated record. Lineage: Eukaryota; Metazoa; Arthropoda; Insecta; Thysanoptera; Thripidae. The transcript is spliced from 4 exons.
AUGGUAGUGCUUGACUUCAGCUCGCUGAGCGUGCUGGCCGCCCUCAAGCUCAAGCUGGUCGUGGUGCUGCUCGUGGUGGCGGCCGUGUACCUGCUCAUGACCAAGAGCUACAAGACGCAGUGCCUGUUCGGCAGCUGCCGCCCCAACUAUUCCACCUAUGGCUACUACCCCUACGUGGACUACACGUAUGUGGGCUACGAGGUGCCUGCAGGCUCGUCCCGGCACCCCUCAACUCCCGUGGCCCUGGGGCAGGGCCCCGCUGGGUUGGGCAUCAAGGACUCGCCGCACCUGGCUGACCUCACGGCCCGCGUGUGGAAUAGCAUUGACAUCGCCAGCAUGGCGUUCAGCGCACUCAACAUUCAGGAGGACGACUGCAGGCGGAAGCUCGUGUGCCAGGCGGACCGCGCGGCCGCGUCCAAUCCCAUCCUGCGUGCUGCGCUGUCUUGGUUCAGCCCCAGCCUGGCGCGCUACCGCACGGACCGUUCCAGGCCGGAGGACGGCGCGGGCGCCGACCUGCAGUGGCUGCGGGAGGACCCUGGAGACCCCUGCGAGGAGAUGUACCCGCAGUGCCGGCACCGGGACCUGCCUCCCGCCCUGGGCGGCCCGGAACUUUCGGGCCCCGCCGUCUACCACCUCGAGGAACCUGCUGCCGUGGGGUCCCUAGGGACGCCGGCGCAGCUGCACCAGCCUGGUGGCCACCAGCACCUCCAUCUAGAGCAGGCGCUGGGCCCGGCUCUGGUCCCAGCCGAGCAGUCUUGGCACCGGGGCGCUCAUUCCUCGGCCCACGCCCAGCUGUACCGCCACAACAAGUACGAGUACGAGGCGACGCACCCGUCCUACCUGCAGCCGUACAAACCGCUCGCGGAGGCUCCCCCACCGGCCAGCACCGCACCGACAGCCCCCGCCCGUGACGUGGCCAGCCCCGGCCAGAAAAACGCAGAGAACGACGACAUUUUAAUUCUGGACGGAGCGGCGGCCUCAGCCGCGGGGGUCGCGGUUCAGGCGCCAGAGAGGCAGGAUGCCGCCGAUGGCGGCGCCGCAAGCAGGUCGCCCUCCUCGCUUUGGGUGGGCGUGGUCGGAGAGCAGGCCAGCCCGGGCGGUGGCGCCUCUCUGGAGCCACGACCCCCUGCGGCGGCUGCCCUGGCGCCCCAGGUAUGGAGGCGGAUGCUGCCCGCCCCCACCGGGACACAGACCAAGUCGCACAGCGACUAGUGUAGAGGGUGCGCCUCGGUCACUCGCACUCGACCAUCUCCUCCUCAAAAAAACUAUGCCUCAAUCCUUUCAGAAUGCUCGCAUGUAGUCUAAGGUAGUCAGUUUGUAAAAAAGUGACGAGGGGCGGUAUGGUAGUUGUACUAGCAGCAGAAAAGUCAAAUACAGUAUUAGUGGUUUGAAAUUGAAUUUAUUCAAUAUUUUUUCCUGUACAUAAAGUCAAAAUCCCUAAAACUGUUACUUUUAGA